CUGGUGUUUGUACCUAUUUCAGGCACGACCAGACUAUGCCCUUGGCAAUGUGUUCGGGUCGACAAUAGUACAGGUUUCAGGCUCUUUAAUCCCAUACUUAUAGCAAGAGCAACUGGCCUCCUCCUUAAGAUUUUACUACACGUGAAAAUAUGACCAUAGAGGAUAUUUCCGCUCUCCAACCUGAUCGCGCAAUCUCCGUCUCGCCGAGCGUGCCACAUCCUGAAUCAUACCCCGAUCCCAAAAUCACAGAUACCAGACAAUCAACUCGAUCCAACAGCAUCAGUCAUGUCGAAGAGCCGAAGCAGGACGAUGACCUCCCCGUUUACCGCCUCUACAGGCGUCGCUUUACUGGCCUCCUUGGUUUCGUGAGUUUAGAUCUCUCUCCUAUAGCCGCUCAGGAAUUUGACAUCUCCAUCAGCCAGGUGAACUGGCUGGGUAACAUUAUAUCUUGUGUCUUCCUUCCCGUCUCCCUUCUCGUUCCCGUUUUUUGCACGCGCUUCGGUAUUCGCCGCUGUGUACCAUCACGACCUUGUCCCCUGAGUAGUGCUUAUGCGCUACUCAUCCUCGGACAGUUCUUCUCGGCAAUAUCCCAACCUAUCUUCCAAGUUCUUGGUCCAAAGUAUUCUGAGAUGUGGUUUGACCUCAAAGGGCGAACGACUGCAACAAUGGUGAUCGCCAUCGCCAACCCUGUAGGUGGCGCAAUUGGUCAAUUGCUUAGUCCUCUGGUCGGCACUGCAAGGCAAUCUGUGGGUUCCCUGAAACUUUCUAUUGUUUACGUACUGCGUGUCGCACGUUGUUUCCUAUGCACCCCAUAUGCAGGCUCUAAGGCCCCACAAUCACUCAACUCCCUCCUACGUGCGAUGAUUGGGAAAGUUCGCACCGGCGACCCUGCUUACAUGACUCCUCACGAACGGCUGGAUUUCGUCAUCAACACGUUACUUUUCGGUGUACUCGUUGGCGCGGCAAACGCACUCAGCAUCCUCUCCGCGCAAUAUUUCGAACCUGAGGGGUACAGCGAUUCGAUAUCAGGCCUCCUUGGCGCAACCCUCCUACUCAGUGGAGUUUUCACUGGUAUCGUCACUGCUCCUCUGUUCGACCGGGUUUUGACCCACCAUCUGGGCAUAACAAUAAAAGUCCUUGUCCCUAUUGCUGCAGGAGCGUGGUUGAGUUUGAUCUGGGCUGUCAAACCGAAUAACACCGGCGGGCUCUUCGCGAUCAUGGUCAUUAUCGGUAUCUGCUCCCUAAUCAUGCUCCCAGUCGGCCUUGAGUUGGCAGUCGAAGUUACCCGAAAUGCAGACGGCAGUGCCGCCAUUUUGUGGUGCACAGGCAAUGCAUUGGGCAUCAUAUUCAUACUCGCGGAAGGCGCCCUCCGCGCAUCAGCGACCGCAUCCCCACCAUAUAAUAUGCACUCAGCGUUCGUGCUGCACGGCGUGUUAGUGGCGGUGGUGAGCGCAAACGUGGUGUUCGUACGCGCUAAGCAGGUGCGGCGGGAGAUGGACGAACGCAUGGCGCAGCACCUACAUCCAAAUCAUUGUGUGGAGGCGUUGCCGAUGGGUACGUUAGGCACGGCCUAUUCAAAUCAGUCCAUCAAGUCGAUAGAAAAGGAGAGCGGAUGGAUACAAGAUAAAGAUAAAGAUAAAGAUAACGCAAUACCAUCGCCUGAGGAAAUAGAGGAUACCAGGCUGGAGGUGAUCGGGACUGUUGCAUAACAAGAUUCGACAUUUGCUCCUCGGGUGUUUAACAUUUCGACAUGCUGUUCUGGGACUGAAGAUGAUUCAUAUGUAUUUAAUUGGCACAAUUUAACUUAUAACUGUUUGUUGGCAGAAU
Messenger RNA from Suillus bovinus, 1827 nucleotides. Its product is annotated as major facilitator superfamily domain-containing protein. Gene Ontology annotation, cellular component: membrane. Gene Ontology annotation, biological process: transmembrane transport. The record is from RefSeq and is a predicted model, not a curated record. Gene Ontology annotation, molecular function: transmembrane transporter activity. Bases 150 to 1709 code for a protein of 519 amino acids. The transcript has 13 exons. Lineage: Eukaryota; Fungi; Basidiomycota; Agaricomycetes; Boletales; Suillaceae.